GAAAUAAACAAAUUUAUCCAUUUUUGUGUCGAAAUCUUUUACUAACUUCUUAAAAUAGAUUACAAGAUCGGACGAAGAUUUUGGAUAAAGAAUAAAUUAGAACUAACUAAAGGAUGGUGAGGGGCAAAACGGAGAUGAAGAGGAUAGAGAACGCAACAAGCAGGCAAGUGACGUUUUCGAAGAGAAGAAAUGGACUCUUGAAGAAAGCCUUCGAAUUAUCUGUUCUUUGUGAUGCUGAAGUUGCUUUGGUCAUCUUCUCUCCAAGAUCCAAACUCUAUGAGUUCUCUAGCUCUAGUAUAGCACAAACAAUUGAACGCUAUCAGAGACGAAUAAAAGAAAUUGGGACUAACCAUAAGAGAAAUGAUAAUUCUCAGCAAGCGAGAGACGAAACAUCUGGCUUGACAAAAAAGAUUGAACAGCUAGAGACAUCUAAACGAAAAUUGCUUGGAGAAGGCAUUGAUGCAUGUUCUAUCGAGGAGCUGCAACAGUUAGAGAAUCAGUUGGACCGAAGCUUGAGCAGGAUAAGAGCCAAGAAGUACCAAUUACUCCGUGAAGAAAUUGAGAAGUUAAAGGAAGAGGAGAGGAAUCUCGUUAAGGAAAAUAAAGAACUGAAGGAAAAGUGGCUUGGAAUGGGGGCACCAACAAUAGCAUCAUCACAAUCAACGUUAUCAUCAUCAGAAGUGAACAUAGAUGACAAUAUGGAAGUGGAGACUGGUUUUGCCGUGGGUUUCAAGCCUUUGGCCAAUAUGGGUUGUAUCAUUUCUUCUCGGAAGAAGAAACCGGCGACAAAAGAGUUGCCGGAAAUCCGCCCUCGGUUCCAUACUCUUCCAUCAGAAAGAAGAAUAGCUGAAGAUGAAGCCCCAAAGAGAAAGUUCUCAGAUUCCAAGAGCAGAGACAGUUCAUUUACAAAGUCUUACGAGGAAGACGAGACUUACAGUAUAUCAGAUCAUUCUGCUGGGAAAAUGCAAACAUCUACGGACAUGAUAACCGAGGAUGAACCUAAAGCGAAAGUCUCUUACACAGACCCAUCUAGAGAAGAACAGAAUCUAGGCGGAUCAAUGAAAAUGGAGGAACGCAUACCUUGGCCACUGAGUCCAUCUAGAGUUAACCCAACAGCAAUUCUGCCUAGCCUUUACGAGAAUGGAACAUCUUCGUCGGGAGGAGGACUAGGUUUCAGACCCACUCUGAUUGAGAAUUAUACUGUCAUUUAGAUUCAAUAUAGAAAAAUAGACAGA
This is a messenger RNA of Arabidopsis arenosa, 1235 nucleotides long. Lineage: Eukaryota; Viridiplantae; Streptophyta; Magnoliopsida; Brassicales; Brassicaceae. The record is from the annotation of a GenBank genome assembly.